AAGUGGCUAUUUCAAGAUGGCGCAGUCCUUGUCAGAUGAAGAGUUCUCUCGAAUGCAGACACAGCUCAUCGAGCUGCGUACCUUGAAUUACGAGCUGGAGUCUAAUUGUCAAAGACAACAGACAGAACUUGGUCAGCUUCAAGAAAAAUACAAUAAUCAGGAAAAAGAAUUACAGAAAGCCAACAAGAUCAUAAACAAAAGCAAAAACAGAAAGGAAUAUGCAGUUCUUUUGGAAGAAAAUGAAAAUUUGCAAAGGCAGUUUCAGGCACAAGAGGAAAAUUUUAAGUUGCAAAACCAAACCCUUCUUGAGGAGAUAAGCAAGUUAAAUGAUGACAAUGAAAAACUCCAAAAACAAGUAACAACAAAAGAUGGUGGCCAGGACUCAGGUUCUGAUGCAGAGUUGAGGAGACUAAGAGCAGAAAAUGCUGCUUUGCAGAAAAGUUUGACAAAUUCCCAACAGAGGCAUGAGGAUGAAUUGAUGCAAUUACAAGAAAAACUCCAAUCCCUCUCUGAUGACCAUGAUAAUGACAGCUGCCAAUCACCAGAUGCAGGUGAAAAUGAUGCCGAAGAGUUGCCAGCCAAUGGAGAAACACAUGGAGAUGAAAGUAAAGAUGCUGUAAAUGAAAGUGGACAAGCUAAAACAUCAAGACAAAAACUUCAUGAGAUUUUAAAUGUGGAACUGUCAGCAUUUUGUGAAAAAAUGUGUAGCAGUGAAACUGGUGAUGUGUCUAAGGAGACAGAAACAAACCAAAGGCAUGAAGUUGCCAAGGGUAUAGAUGAGAAUUUAAGUGCAGUUGAUGGUGCUGAAACAGAGAGCAAUGCACCUGGAACAGCAAUGUUUGACUCCACAGAUAAGAAGAAGUCAGGCAAUGAGGAUUUUAUUGAAGAGAUAGACAAUUUGAAAAGGAAACUUGCCGAUAGUUUGUUUCAUUUUGUUUCUUCAAAUGAAGUUACAGCUGCAGUCGUCAGAAGUCCGCCGCGGGAACGUCGACAAGAGGUUGAAGUCAGAAGCCUGGCUCUGGAAAAGCAAGUGAAGGAGAUGGCAAGUCUUCAGCUACAACUUGACACCGAACGAGAAGAGAAGAGAAUCCUUCAAGAUCAGCUACAUGAAGCUGAGACGUCAGGCAAGCAGGAAAUUUCAAAGCUCGAGAAGGAACUUUCGCAGCUCACAGAAAAAGUCAAAAGGAAACAAGAAAGUUACCUACAGCUUCAAGAAGAAAAGGAGAAACUUUAUUCAGAAAACAAGAAAUCUCAAGAGGAGUUAAAAACCGCGAAAGAACACGAAAUAGAGGUUUUAACAGAGCAAAUGGCAAAGCUUCAAGAUGAGGUUAAUACUGCCAAUCAGCGGUACACAGAGUUAAAAGAGGGAAAUGAAAGAAAGAUUAAAGGACUUGAAGAGACUAUGACAUCUCAGCGUAACCAGGCGUCGUUAUCUGCAGAGGAAACGGAACAGGUUGUUGCAGGACUUAGGCAAGAAAAUGCGUCUUUGGUCACUGAGGUACAAGAGUUGCGAACGAAAGUCAAAACAAUAAGGGAGGAGCAGGAAGAGUCUGAGGACUUGAUAUCACAAUUGGAAAACAAAGUGUCUUUGACCGAGACGCGCUGCGCUGAGCUGGCCAUGGAGGUAGAUGAGUUGACAGCCCAUGUGAAGGAACAGAACACUGCAGUUGAAGGCUGGAAUGAACAAAUAUCACAGCUAACAUCUGAACGUGAUCAGCUGAAGGACUCGCUGGAAGAAGUUACCAAGGUCGCCAAGAGUCGUAAAGAAUUGGUUGACAAGAUGGCCAUCGAGAAACAAACGACAGACGCGAACCACAAAGAGCAAUUGGACAAGUUACAAGAGGAUUAUAAGAAAGAAAUUAACGAACUUAGAGAGCUUCUGACGGGAGAGAAGAAACUACGCAAAGAAGUUGAAGACUCACAACAGAAGUUAGCAGAAACCAAGGCUAAAUUACAGUCUGUAGAGAGCAAAAGUGGAUGGUUUGAGAGAAGACUUGCUGAAACUGAGGAAAACUUGAAGGCAGAGAAAGAAAGAAAUGAGCAAACACUGGCCAAUCUGCAAGCGGAACGUGAAGAGGAACUUAAAUCUUUGCAAGAAGAGAGAGAGAGAGGGGAAGAGGGAUUUCAGUCUCAGAUCAGUGGGUUACAGGAGGAAAUGGAGGAAAAGGAACAGGAAAUGGAAAAAUUACGACAUGAACUGAAGGAUAAAGAAGUUGAAAACAAAAUUGCCGGCAAGAAAGGAGAUCAGCUGGUUAAGGACCUGAAGCGUCAGCUCAAACUGGAGAGGAAAAGAGGCGAGCAGUUACAGCAAAAAUUACAAGAAGCUUUAUCAGAAAACAGAGUCAAGCCAGCAUUUGAGGAUAUGUUUGUUGGCAGGGAACAUCAACGGCGAAAUAGCGGUGAUUCAUCAAUUGUUAGUCAACCGUCAAGAAGUGAAGUGGACAGCCCGGAAUUUAGGCCCCCAAGCCCCGCUGCGUCCAUGAUCAGUAUGCUUAACGACGAUACCACUGACCUGAUAGAGCGACUCGCGGACGUUCAGCAAGAAAAGUGGCUCCUCGAGGAAAAGGUUCGCCAUCUUGAAGAAAAUGGAGCAGCGCUAGCGGAGGAUCUAUUAAAAAAAUCAGCCAUAAUUCAGGCAUACGCCAUGGAAACUAAAGUCGGUCCUAUAGCGGAGUCUCCAGCGAAACCAUCCCCAGCCGCUUCGAUUUCUACUUUAAAAGAGAAGAUUCGGUCUCCUUUUGGUAAAGCUAAGCCUGAGAACACCAGAAAAAUACAGCUGAUGCUGGAGGAGACACUGACAAAGAACAUUCAAUUACAGCGGGACGUGGACUCAAUGGCUAAAGAACUUCAAAGAUUCAAACAACAAGAAGUGAUUCCACCGGAACUCAAUGAAACUUCGGAUUCAAUGUUGGAUUCAAGUUUAUGGAAAGCCACAGAGGAAGAGGAAUCUGAAUCUAGUUAGCAAUUUUUAACUGAUUUAAUUUUAGGUUUAAGACACUUUUGUCGAGUGCAGUGAACCUUGGGUUGCGCUGACCCCACUGAGCUGUUAACUUUUUCACUCACAUGAGUGACCAAGACAGCAUUUCUCCUUACUAUAUCAAUGCAAUAUCAAGCAGAAAAGUGAUGAUAGUAAAGCAGAAUAUCAAAAAGGGGAUCGUUAGUUGAUCCAAAACCAAAUUCUUCGAACUAACAUCAUAAGAAUGGUGUGGUACUCAGUAAGGAGAAAUACUCAUGAGAUCUUUGGAGUGAAAGGAUUGGUACAAUCUGUCAUCUUAUCACAGGUUUUAUAAUUGUCAGUUGUUAAGUCACAAACAGUUUGUCCGGGAACAGUGUCACAGAUAAACAUGUGUGCUUAUAAUGGGGCCAGUUUGAUCAGGUAAAGAGAAACUUUCUUACAGAACUUCUCCUCCGCAGUAGAUUAUGGAUGAUACUCAAAUGUCGCACUAAACCGUCCGCUUAAUAAAAAUGUUAUGAAAUAAAAGAGCUUACUAGAACAUUGAAGUCAGCGACCGCUAAAAGAGUUCUCCAAUGGAUACAGGGUUAUUUACCAUAAAUAUGGGGAAAAAUUGGUGCAGGGUUUUAACUUAACUUGGGGUCCUAUCACUACGGGUUUCUUAUCAAAUCUCUUUAGUAUCACCAAUAUACAAAUAUAUAUUUAAUAGAUCUUUUAAAGAGAUUUAGAUUUAUAUUUCUCUAAGAAUGAAUCAUCGAGUAGUGUUCUUUCUCACGAGAAGCGAAGUAAAUUCGCUCGAGUGUAAAAUGAAAGGAAAUCUUUGGUACUGUUCAAGCGCUCGGUUGAUAAACAUUGUAGUGACAAUUUUUAGAGCAAAUGCAAAUAGCAUCUUUGGGGGGAAAUUAUAGAUAUUACGCCUAUUAUUUUAACAAGAUAUGUAAACUAGUAUUGCUAGUCUUUUUUUUUUUCAAUUUUUUUUCAAUGUUUUCAAUGGCCUAUGUACGUGCGUGUUCUAUCGAGAAAGGUACGGUUUGUAAAUACAGCUAUUCAAUGAACUCAAGAAAAGCAUUGUAAAGAGUGAAGUAAGCUUCUGUAUUCUGGCAAACGAGUAGAUCGAAAGCUUGGCAUUAUGCGAUAUGCCGAUGUUUACUUCAUUAAAUAAGAUAUAGGAACUUAGAAGACCUAUAUCUCAAGUACCUUUAUCAUACUUACUCACGUCCGAUAAGUCAAAAUAAACACGAAAAUCUGAUGCAUUUAUACGUGUUAUUCCACGCGUAAUGCGUCAAAGGAAGGUCGAGAGGUUUAUAAUAAACGAACUUGAAAGGAGUUUAAGCGUGGAAUGGAAAUUAUAAAGUUUUGAGACUUUCACUGCUACUGUGUUUGUCGAUACACCAUUUUGAUGCCUUUCAAAGACCAGUUUGACGUAUUUUGCGCAGCAGAGGAAUAAACGUUUCAUGAAAGGUGCAGAGGGAAACGAUAUUUUUAAAUUAGGUGAGCUGUGUACUACAAGUGAAGUAUUGUUCUUCUUACAAUCUUAAUCGUAAUAUUUGUUAUUAAAUUUUACAAGUUCAACGAAACUCUCAUUCAAAUCGCUGAAAUGUAAUCGAUUCGUGCAAUCCAACCAGCACGGCGAUGAACAAAUUUGUAGAUAAUGUAGAUAAAUUUACUUAAAAAGUCCCUUGUUCUACUUUGCUCGCCAUUAAUGCCUAGGUAAACAAAUCUGCCCCAGAAUAAAUUAAAC
This is a messenger RNA of Pocillopora verrucosa, 4694 nucleotides long. Its product is annotated as GRIP1-associated protein 1. Gene Ontology annotation, cellular component: glutamatergic synapse; postsynaptic recycling endosome; extrinsic component of postsynaptic early endosome membrane. The record is from RefSeq and is a predicted model, not a curated record. Gene Ontology annotation, biological process: regulation of recycling endosome localization within postsynapse; neurotransmitter receptor transport, endosome to postsynaptic membrane; regulation of neurotransmitter receptor transport, endosome to postsynaptic membrane. NCBI's taxonomy places the organism in Eukaryota, Metazoa, Cnidaria, Anthozoa, Scleractinia, Pocilloporidae.